UUUAUUUGGUAGCUUUCCAGUUGCAGCAAGCUAGAUGCGUUUAGUUUGCCAGCCCCUAGCAACUCCACACCCACGUACCUAUAUAACGUGAGCCACCCAUAUGCCAUAUCAAAUCCACAACCAAGCUAGCGAAGUCUAUACAAAGGACAAGAAAUCGGAGGAUCAAACACCAUGGGAGCGGGGAUGAAGCGCACGAGGAACAAGGAGGUAUUGUCUCUGGCGCUGGCACUGACCACGGACUCAUCAACGUCGUCCACAACGUCAGCGGACUCGGCCGGGUCACCGGCAAAGAAAGCACGGCGACGCGAGAGGGGCGCCAUGGUGGCGACUUCGGGUGAGGGGGAGUUCGUGUGCAAUACGUGCGGCCGUGCCUUCGCGUCCUUCCAGGCGCUCGGCGGGCACCGGACGAGCCACCUUCGGGGCCGCCACGAGCUGGAGCUCGGCGUCGGCAUCGCCAGGGCCAUCAGAGAACGGAGAAGACGGGAGAACAAGCAGCACGAGUGCAGUAUCUGCGGCAUGGGGUUCGAGACGGGCCAGGCGCUCGGGGGACACAUGAGGCGUCACCGCGAGGAGAUGGCUCUGCGCGGCGGCGGCGGCGACGACGACCAGUGGGUGUGGCGCAGCGUCGCGCUACUGCCGGGUCAGGUGGUGACGGGGCAGCAGGCCACUGCCAACCAGCCGCCUGUCUUGCUCAAGCUGUUUGUCUAGGUAGCUUGCUGGAAAGAAGGAAGACGAUACGUUUUCGUUUCUUCAUUGAUGCGUGGUGCACUUGUAAAUGUGUUUGAUUCGAAUGAGAUAUACAGGUUCGCUGUUC
Triticum aestivum (bread wheat) is the source of this 814-nucleotide messenger RNA. Its product is annotated as zinc finger protein ZAT12-like. Bases 172 to 708 code for a protein of 178 amino acids. NCBI's taxonomy places the organism in Eukaryota, Viridiplantae, Streptophyta, Magnoliopsida, Poales, Poaceae. The transcript has a single exon. The record is from RefSeq and is a predicted model, not a curated record.